Homarus americanus (American lobster) is the source of this 2279-nucleotide messenger RNA. It is a transcript of the gene Atg8a, whose product is annotated as gamma-aminobutyric acid receptor-associated protein-like. Gene Ontology annotation, molecular function: ubiquitin protein ligase binding; GABA receptor binding. Lineage: Eukaryota; Metazoa; Arthropoda; Malacostraca; Decapoda; Nephropidae. The transcript has 3 exons. Gene Ontology annotation, biological process: macroautophagy; autophagosome assembly; cellular response to nitrogen starvation. The record is from RefSeq and is a predicted model, not a curated record. Gene Ontology annotation, cellular component: autophagosome membrane; autophagosome; cytosol.
GAUCAAGUCUAGAGAACAGCUCAGACGCCUUCCAUCACCCGACCCACAGAGACACAUACACUUAUUUCCUCUAAUUCUCCCUCAAAAUGAAGUGGCAGUACAAGGAGGAACAUCCCUUUGAGAAGAGGAGGGCGGAAGGUGAAAAGAUAAGAAAGAAAUACCCCGACAGAGUGCCAGUCAUCGUCGAGAAGGCCCCUUAGUACCUCGUCCCUAGCGACCUGACCGUCGGGCAGUUCUACUUCCUGAUCCGGAAACGCAUCCACCUACGACCCGAGGACGCAUUAUUCUUCUUCGUCAAUAAUGUCAUCCCACCGACGUCUGCCACUAUGGGGUCCCUGUAUCAGGAACAUCACGAGGAGGACUUCUUCCUGUACAUUGCCUACAGCGAUGAGAGUGUGUACGGUGAGGCGUGCUGAAGCUCCCUAGCCCCCUCUGGACGUGAGAUGGUGGUCGACUGGUGUAGCCCUGCGUGUGUGUGAGAGAAUAAGGGGGAGGGAGGAGGAUUGCCGACGUAAUCCGGAUAUUGUCUUGUAUAUCCGACGUUUAUCAUCCGUAUACGUUUGAGGUUCCGGAUGCCUAACGGUCGGGUGUGGCGUGAAAGGAUGCAUUUACCGCACCGAUUUAUAUUAAGGUGGGCGUCGGUGCGUGUUGGUGGGGGGAAGGGAUAUGUCCGCUUGGCAUGCAGCAUAAUGGCCAUACCUCAAGUUGGAUUCUUUACUUAGGAGUUUAUAAAUCAUUGUCAUCUGUUGCCAUUUGAUGAGGUAUUUGUGGAUAUUUAUUUUAAUCACAAGCUAACCUAAUCAAAUUAAGUUCCUUAUUAGUGUCUGGAUCUCUCUUGGGUUUUUACACCAUAACUAAGAAGUCUUUUGUUGUGUACUAGACGGUUACAGAUAAAUGUACUGUACUGUGUGUUGCCGGUAAGUACUGUACUGUGUGUUGCCGGUAAGUACUGUACUGUGUGUUGCCGGCAAGUACUGUACUGCUCCGCCAACAGGCACUCGGACCGACCCCCUUAAUAAGAAUCGUCUGUGCUUUAACCUCCGUAUAAUGAACCAAAGGACUAGAGACAAUUGGAUCAUCUGUCGUUGUUUUACUUGAUAUUUUCUUAAACUAAUUAAAAAAAAAUAUUUGAGGAUGUGGGAGAGAGAGAGUAUAGUUAGUAAGGAUAAAGAAAUGCUUUCUUCUGUUAAAUUUUUCUCGGUAUCAACAACGUAUCAUUUGACCACAAGAUGUGUACGUCGGUAGCUUAAAAAAAAAAGAUUUGCUGUUAAUAUAUAUAUAUAUAGUAUUGGUACUUCUCCCGCCUAAUUGUGAUAUUUAGAGUCAAAUAUAUCCAUUUAAUUUGUUUAUUCUCAUCUGUGUUUGGUUUUCACGGGGAUUCAGUUUAAUUUUCAUUUCGAGGCGAAUUUUUUUUUUUUUGUGGGGUGGGGCGUUUAAAAUCCCCCUCUGCGUUUCUUUUGCGGUGUACUGUAUAUAGUCUGAUGUAAUCAUAAGCAUAUUUCUUUACCGUCGUCAAUAACAAGCCGGAAAUAAACAAGAAGAGACAAAUUAGAGCCUAAAUUAUUUUUUUAUUCUUUUCGUUUAGGAUUUGUUUACCGUAGCGUUGUUGGUGCGUUUCAUUCGCACUGUGGAUUCUCUGGACGUAUUACCUAAUUCUGACGUGUAGCCACUAAUAUGAGGCCGCUGGUUGACCGUGUCUUCGUAGCGCGUCUAGUCUGGGGUCGUCAGUCGAUGCAACGCCCAGUAAUUUUGAUAGAACGUGGGGUGAUUCUCUGGGGUCCGAUGCACCUAAAAGUUCUUAAUAACGACGUGAAUACCCAAAACCCAGCCUAGUCGUAACACCGAACUAACCCGAGACGAUUAAAUACUCGGACAUUGAGUGAAGUUAAAGCAAUCAUCCCUAUUGGUUAAAGAUAAUCUAUUAACUAAUUAUUUGUGGUGUUUAUAAAUAUAUCGGAUUAGGUUUUCCAUUUUUUUUUUAGGUUGUGUAAUUGAUUGAGGUUUCGAACUGGCCGUGACGUAUUUCUAGAGGUGGUUUAUUUAUGCGAGGAUUCAAACGGCGACCCGAUGUUCUCUGAGGCACGACAACCAACGGCUUAUUGAUUCUUGGUAUAGGGGAUACUGUAGUGGGGUUAAAUUGUGUUUUUUUCCUCGAUUUAUAAGAGGAAUUUAUGUAUAUUGACUUCUUCGAGUUUCCUGUGUUUGCUGUUUAUAUUAGAGUAUUGUAUGACACUUUAAAUCAAAUGUAUUAAAAAAUAUUAAAAGAGAGAAAACUCCAA